Messenger RNA from Monascus purpureus, 2916 nucleotides. NCBI's taxonomy places the organism in Eukaryota, Fungi, Ascomycota, Eurotiomycetes, Eurotiales, Aspergillaceae. The record is from the annotation of a GenBank genome assembly.
UGAGUGUCGCUCGUUUUCUCUCGUUGUUACUGCUACGUUUCUAGCUUCGUCGGUUCUGCGCGUUUACAGCUCUGCUUUGUAGUCGUGCCCUGACUGCAAGCGCCAGCUAUCUUGGCGACAGUGGAGGACAACUACCCCUUGCUAAUAUCCUCGACCCAGGGAUUGGACCCGGUGCAAUUGCCAGCCGCUCCUUUUAUCGUCUCGCAUCAACUCUUGAUCUGUCCCUCAGGAGUGCGACUGGUCUGAAACGCCUUGUUGUCACCCCUCUCUCCGGUAAUGGUAUGUGACCAUGCCGCUCUAGCGGCCACUGUGAAACUCGCUCUUUGAACGCCGCGCUCCUCGUCGCUUGUUGUCCGUGUUCUUUAUUCAUCAGUCAUUCUUUCUCUGGGCAUUGCUCUCUUCCUCCAGCGGAGGAUAAGGCUGUGUCUUGGGCUGGUCCAAGUUCAAUUUACACUCGGGCCGUGUUUUCGUUGCGCGCGUGUCCGUUGCUGGCGAGAUCGCCAAUUUCCUCGACGCCCUGGCAGGUCCAGAUCACGUACUGCUACAUUCACUUUACACACCAUGCCCUGCUUUGGGGAUCGAGAGAAGGGAGAGGUGCGUGUGGAAGAGAAAUGGGAUUACAUUAAUCUCAGCGACUUUAAAGCACGGUCCUGUUGGACGCCAUUCUCUUACUUCUUUCUCCUUUUUUUUCUCGUGAUAUCUGUCGCCGUCUACGCUGUAGACACUUUCACCGCCGUCAACCUUCUUGCCUUUUCCCGGUGGUCUGGUGAAAUCGAGCCUGCGAUACCGUUUAAAAUUUCCAGAUGGAUUUUUACAGUCUGCAUUCUCCUGUCCUUCGCUCUUUUAAUUGUACGCUGGGUUCUUGCCAUCCGCGCUAUGCGAUCCGGCAGCAUCGCUGAAAGCUACCUCAACUCUCUCGCUGUGCGCGUUGAGAGCAUUCGUGUGGGAAAGGCUCGCGGUUGGAAAAGGUUUCUUGUUUUUGCGGAACUGACAAAGAGUCGGAAAGGUGUUGAAUACGUCGCUCUCUUUGUGUACUUCUCCUUUGAAUCUUGGUUGAGAACGAUCUUCGCAGAUGGGCCACGCCAAGUUGUCAACGCGAUCACAUUGUAUUCGGUCAUGAGAUUGAAUCUACUCCCGGAAGGCGAACAUGCCUCCCAUGACGGCAAAUCCUCCUUUGAACAAUUUUUCGACAAUAUCAAAGCCAUGGGGGAGCACAAUGAACGGCAAGCUGUCGUCAUGUUCGCUAUGCUCUUCACGCUGAUCGUCUGGGUCAUUUCAAUUUUGCAACUAGCUGUGGCUGUCGUCUUGUACCUCCUGUUUCUCUUUCAUUACAUUCCUACUGGAGAUGGCUCUCUUAAGGGGUACUGCCGUCGAAAGAUAAACACAAGACUCAAGGAGAUCGUCCGACGAAAAGUCACCAAGGCUUUGAACAAAGGAGUGCCCCUGAUGGACCGAAAGCCUACACAACCGAAUUUCGGUCCAGGGGACAGGAAACCGACUCUCCCCACCCUUCCCUCCGUGGACAGCUUUGAUGGUGACAAGCUACCCAGAAUAAACUUGUCUCGAACAACAACCGAAACCACUUUGCCGCCAUACUCGCGUCCGGGAACAACACCACCCGACCAGAAUCCAAGCCUGCACAGGCAACCGACCAUCCCGGAUUUGACAUUGUCUGAAGACCAGCUACCACUGAAACGAACUGUCACUGAAGCUUCUGCAUAUUCCGAAUCGGCUUUUCUUACUGAACAGGCAGCGACAAUGGGAUAUAGCCCCAUUGAUCAUCGUCAACCCUAUGCGGCGCCUCCUGUUCCUCCAUUGCCAAAAGAGGGUCUGACGCGCUUCCAAUCACCGAUCCCCGGAGCGUCGACUGCUGAAUCGCGAUAUACGCCUGGUUACCGGCCAUCUGCCGACGGAUUCAGCCGCAGAAGCCCUGCAACUGAGAACCAGGGUCCGACCGGUAACUAUGAUCCUUAUACUACAGGUCCUAAUAGUAAUCGGCCUUACGGAGCGCUGGGUCCGGCAGCAGAGCCAAACGCACGGUCUUUGACCCCAAGAGGUGCCUGGUCGCCGCCAAAUGACACAUAUCCUGGUCGUACGCUCACCCCAACCAACCGCGCUCCUUCCACGCGUCCGCAAGCGGACAUUGACAUGGGAGACUAUCGAACAAAUCCAACCAGGUCUGUCAGUCCGGGCUUCCAAGGAUGUUCCUCUCGUGCCGAUGCCUACCUUCCAUUCGAUCCAUCAUCGGCAUACCGUGCACAGUCUCCAAAUAUUCGUCCCGGCACUGUGGCGCCGCCAAAUGGAUACGAUAAUCGUGGUCAAGGAUACUCGGCGUGGAACGGUACUCCCUAUCCAACGCGGUAUGGCCCUAGGGGGGCAUUUUAACAAUAUGGGCAUAAUUCAAAUGUCCUGCACACACCAAAGGAGCUUGACUUCGAUCCGGCUCUCCUUCAUUUUCCAACUGUGAUUAUUACAUUCGCUUUUUCUAUUGAUUUGGUUCGUCAUUUCAGCGAGUUCUAUUUCUCAGUCUGUUUUGUAGGCAUGCAUAUGAAGCAGCUGGGAUGCUUUCUUAGUUUCACGACGAGAUAAAAGAGUUUGGAGCUGAGCUCGGCUCUACCAUACCAACGACACGUUUAUAUUUUCUUUUACGAAUAUUUUCAUUAUCAAGCUGGCAUGAACGACGGAGGCCUCUUGAAAAUUAUACCCCAUUACCAACUUUUUUUCGAUAAUACCAUUCUCUUCGCUUCGCUAUUGUUCUAUGUUGAUUUCGCUCCUUGAUCGCGUACUGGUAACGAAGCCAGACGUGUUACAUUGAGCUUGUAUGUACACACACGCAUUGGAACACAGUGCGACUUGUUAAACUGCUAAAAAGACGCGUAGAGGCUUGAAUAUCAAAUCAAACCCCCUGGUCGUGGA